Molecule: messenger RNA, 1102 nt
Organism: Dendrobium catenatum
Lineage: Eukaryota; Viridiplantae; Streptophyta; Magnoliopsida; Asparagales; Orchidaceae
Product: protein CONTINUOUS VASCULAR RING 1-like
Exons: 6
Coding region: 144-755 (203 amino acids)
Cellular component (GO): Golgi apparatus
Source: RefSeq, a predicted model, not a curated record
CUUUAUGUAAUAGGAUAUUUAUAAUAUCAACCUUGGUAUUUCUUCUGCAGUUAUGCUAUCUCUCUAGUUUCUCAUUGUUAACUAUUUCACUUACAAUACAGGCAUUUUAUAAAGUUCUACGUAGUUGGGCAUCUAAGAAGUUCAUGACAGGAUGUGUGAUCCUUUUUCCUAUAGCGAUCACCUUCUACAUAACCUGGUGGUUCAUUCAUUUUGUUGAUGGAUUUUUCUCUCCAAUUUAUGCCCAACUUGGGAUAGAUAUAUUCGGUCUUGGUUUUGUUACUUCCAUGACAUUCAUUUUCUUGGUUGGCAUAUUCAUGUCAUCAUGGCUUGGCGCAUCUAUCCUUGGUCUUGGCGAGUGGUUUAUAAAGCGGAUGCCUUUUGUUCGUCACAUAUACAAUGCCUCUAAACAAAUUAGCUCUGCUAUUUCACCUGACCAGAACUCUCAAGCUUUCAAAGAGGUGGUCAUCAUAAGGCAUCCGAGGAUUGGGGAAUAUGCAAUUGGGUUCAUCACUUCUGCUGUUAUUCUUCAGAAUUAUUCUGUUGAUGAGGAGCUCUACUGUGUGUAUGUUCCAACCAAUCACCUUUACAUUGGCGAUAUAUUUCUGAUAAAUUCUAGGGAUGUCAUCCGACCAAAUUUGUCGGUCCGUGAAGGAAUCGAGAUUGUUGUAUCUGGGGGAAUGUCAAUGCCCCAGGUACUUACAACGCUGGAUUCAAGAAUGUUGCCAACAGAUAGAAUGAGGACCAGCAGAAGCUGAGCUUUAAGAACUAUCCUCCCAAUUGCUAAUGUGAGUUAAGAUAUUUACCUGAUUACUUAAAAGGUAUUUAAUUAGUUUUUAGGUUAAGCAGUGAGUUUUUGACAACCUUUUUGACAGCCAAAAUCUUAAAGAGCUUGUAAGAUUCGUGCCCCUUUUAGAUUAUUGUGUAUUAUAUGAACUAUCUGCUGGUAAGUCUGGUGUUCUAUUUUGAAUACAAUAGAUGUCUUUAGGCUUCAAGCCAUUUUUUGUUUGGUUUGGCGUUGAAGUUUUUUUAACUCCAUAAUUUGUUUUAAUGACAACUUGCUGUAAACUAACUAUUCAUUACAAUUUUUCGUAGCUGUUACUUA